AUGGAUAUUGUGUGGAAAAUAUUUGAUCCAGCAAUUGAUUUUGUGCGGGAUCAUGGUAUUAAUCAGGUGACCUACAUUUUUUGUUACAAAAAAAAUUUUGAGGAACUAAAGAAGAAAGUUAAGCGUCUAGGAGAAGUAAAAGAGAGGUUAGAUCGUCAACACGAUGAAGCUAAAAGAAAGGGUCACAUAGUUGAAGCUAGGGUUGAAGAAUGGUUUGGGGAAGUGGGCGAAUUUGAGAGUAGUGUUGAAAACUACAGCAAAAAUGCAGGUCACAAGAAGACAGGGGGUCGCUAUUAUUUUUUUCCUUACUAUAGACACAAACUGGGCAGACAAGCAAAGAAGAUGGAAAUAGAGGCUUUGAGGCUAAUAGAUGAGUCCCCCAAGAUUGACGAAGUUUCCCAUGCAGAGAAAGUAACAUCUUUUGACCUCACUUCAUCUAAUUCUGGCUACAUUGAAUUUAGUAGUAGAAAAUCCAUUAUGGAAGACAUAAUGACAAAACUUAAAGAUCCCAAUAUGAAAAUUAUUGGACUCCAUGGAUCACUAGGGAUGGGUAAGAGCACUUUAGUAAAAGAAAUUGCUAAUAAAGCUAAAUAUGAGAGGUUAUUUGAUAGGGUGGCUGAAAUAAAUGUAACUAUCAAUCCCAAUCCCCUUAAAAUUCAGGAAGAGAUUGCACAUGUGCUAGGAUUGCCAUUAACAGGGGAAAGUGAAAAUGUAAGAGCUGAUUAUCUAAGGAGAUGGUUAAAGAUAGAAAAUGUGAGCAUCCUUAUAAUCUUGGAUAACCUUCAUGAAAGAUUAGACUUGAAUAGGUUAGGGAUUCCGAUUGAUGGUGAUUAUGACUUAAGAAAGAAGAAUGAGUUAAGCAUAAGGUCAAGUAAAAAAGAUACAGACGACAACACACAGGGUACCGACGAAAAAGUGCUAGAAAAAGCAAAUUUUCUUAGUAAAUAUAAGGGAUGCAAAGUUUUGCUUUCUUCACGUGAUAAGAAAGUAUUUCCUGAUGAGGUUGAUGUUGAGUCCAAUUUUUGUUUAAAGGAAUUAGAUGGCAAUGAUUCCUUGAAGCUAUUUGAGGUGCAUGGAGGAGGUAAUAAAAUGUCUAUGCCUACAGAAGAAAUCCAAAAGUAUUGUGCAGGGUUGCCCAUGAGCAUAGUUAGAUUUGCAAAGUUAUUUAAAAACUGGAGUGAGUCAGAAAGCGAACCUACACUGGAAAAAUUUAAAAAGCAAGGUCUGGUUGAAUGGAAGGAGUCUUCGGAGAUUCCUAAUAAAAUAAAAUAUGACCUUCCAAAAAAUAAGGAACUCAAGUUCAUUUUCUUGCUUUGUGCUCAAAUGGGCCACCUACCCCUGGUUAACGACUUGGUGAAAUAUUGCUUUGGAUUAGGUAUACUUGAAGGGGUCUCUUCCCUUAGUGCAGCUCGUGAAAAAAUAAAUGAAGUGAUGCAAGAGUUGAAAAAGUUGAGUUUGGUGUCUUACGAAAAUCCUAAUAUUCAUUUCAGUAUGUCUCAUAUGGUUCGAGAUUAUGCUCUAAGUAAUGCCCUCAUGGAUCACAAUGUUUUUUCUUUUAGAGAUGGAAAACUAGAUUAUUGGCCCAAUCUUGAAAAAUGCAUUUCUAUUUCUAUAUGCAAUAGUGACAUUACAUGUCGGUUAAAAUAUUACAAGAUUGGAAUUGGGGACUUUGAAAAGUUUUCUAUUGGAGAAUUUAAAAUGCCCAAUAAGUAUGAAGAACUCAAAGUAUUGGCAUUACAGCUGAAGGACGACACUGACAUUCACUUCCAUAAAGGCAUAAAAUUGUUAUUUAAAACAGCACAAAGUUUGUUGUUGGGAAAGAUAGGUGUUCAAAAUGUUGUUAACGAGUUGAAUAUAGACGGAUUUCAGGAUUUGAAACACUUAUCCAUCAUAAAUAACAAUGACAUCAAAUAUGUUAACUCAACAGAUUUGUCUAAUACUGUAAACAUUUUUCCCAAUUUGGAAUCUCUAUGCCUCUACAAUAUGAUGAACUUAAAGAUGAUAUGUGACAGUUCAAUUACACUUGAAUCAUUUGCCAAAUUAAAAACCAUCAAGGUUGAGAUGUGUUACCAAUUGGAAAAUCUCUUCUCCAUCUAUGCGAUUAAAAUUUCUACUAGCACAAGAACAAGUGAGAUUUUUGAAUGUAAUUCUUACAUGAAGAAAUUUCUAGCUAGCUUAGAAACGAUUGAGGUUUGUGAAUGUGAAUCUUUAAAGGAGAUCCUUCAAAUACCAAUGGAUUGUGAUAAGGUUGAGUUUCUCAAAUUAGGCACUUUGACACUCCAUUCAUUGUCAUCACUUACUUGUUUUAAUACCAAAGUCAAAAGAUCUUGCUGGUCACAUUCAACAGAGGCUCAAACUAGAAAUAAGGGUCAUACAGAAAUUUCUACUGAUGAUGACCAUAGUGACAAUGUGCCUCUUCUUUUUGGUGAAUCGGUUGAAGUUCCAAACUUAGAGAACUUGAAUUUAUCCUCACUCAACAUCCAUAAGAUAUGGAGUGACCAACACUUGUCAAGUUUCUAUUUUCAAAACUUGAUAAAGUUAGUUGUGAAAGAUUGUAAUAAAUUGACACAUCUAUGUUCAUUACCUAUGGCUAGCAGUUUGAAGAAGUUGAAAAGCCUCAUCAUAAGUGGAUGUUUUAUCAUGGAAAGUAUUUUUGAGAUUGAAGGAACUAGUGCAAACAAGGUUUUUGUCUUCCCUAAACUAGAGGAAAUCCAUCUUAGCAACAUGAAGAGAUUAAGAGAUAUAUGGCAUACUAGAGUGAACAUUGAUUCUUUUUCAAGUCUCAUUUCGGUGAACAUUGAAGAAUGCAAUCAAUUGGACAAGAUUUUUCCGAGUCACAUGGAAGGAUGGUUUGAAAGUUUGAUUAACUUGAAAGUUUCUAACUGCAAGUCCGUGAAAGAGAUUUUUGAAAUUAGUGAUUAUGAAGAAAUAGAUGAAUAUGGUGGGAUAGACACAAAUUUGCAGAUUAUUCUUCUUAAAGACCUCCCAAAGUUGAAGGAAUUGUGGAGCAAAGAUCCACAUGGAAUUCUCAAUUUUAAAAAACUUCGGACUAUAGAUAUAAAUAAUUGUGAAGAACUGAGGAAUUUGUUUCCAGCUUCUAUGGCAAAAGAUGUAUCAAAGCUUGAACGUAUGUCAAUAUUGCAUUGUAAGAGGAUGGUGGAAAUUGUUUCAAGUAAAGAUGCAUCAGAAGCUAACAAUGAUCCAUUAGAGUUUCCUGAACUAAGCUAUGUGAGAUUAUAUGAGCUUGAAAACAUGAAGCAAUUCUACAAGGGGAGACAUCCAAUAAAGUGUCCAAAGUUGAAGGAAUUAAGCAUAGGCAAGUGUAUGAAGCUUAAAACAUUUUCACAAGAAACAAGUGAUGAAAAGUUUGUUUUCUCAGCUCAAGUGGUAUUUCCCAAGUUGGAGUAUAUGGAAAUAGACUUCAAGGAAGCCCAAAAUUUGUUAUCCAAGUACCAAAUGCACAAUUUAAAAGAGCUUAUUAUCUUGAAUGUCCAGCCCUCAAAUAUUUUCUACCGGUUUCUUUACAGAAUGCCAAAUCUAGAAAAGUUAAAAUUGACUGGCUAUUAUUCUGAAUCGUUAGAGCCACUAUGGAGUACAAAUGGGCAGCAAGACAGAUUGGGAGUCGUAUUACAGUUGAAGCAAUUGUUUAUUCAUUCCUCUAAUAUAAAAGAUCUGGGAUUUGACGGAGACCAAGUUCUACAGAGACUGGAGCUUUUGAGCUUAAAAUAUUGCUACGAAUUGAACACUUUAGCUCCUUCCUCUGUAUCGAUGAGUUACUUGACAUGUUUGAAACUGAAGAAUUGUUGGGGAUUAAGGAAUUUAAUGGCAUCCUCCACGGCCAAAAGCAUGGUUCAACUCAAGACCAUGAAGGAACAUGACAAGUUUUUGCAGUUACAAGAACUAUGA
Molecule: messenger RNA, 3906 nt
Organism: Vigna radiata var. radiata (mung bean)
Lineage: Eukaryota; Viridiplantae; Streptophyta; Magnoliopsida; Fabales; Fabaceae
Product: putative disease resistance protein At1g63350
Exons: 6
Coding region: 1-3906 (1301 amino acids)
Molecular function (GO): ADP binding; protein binding
Source: RefSeq, a predicted model, not a curated record